This is a messenger RNA of Spinacia oleracea (spinach), 2776 nucleotides long. RefSeq lists its product as uncharacterized. The record is from RefSeq and is a predicted model, not a curated record. NCBI's taxonomy places the organism in Eukaryota, Viridiplantae, Streptophyta, Magnoliopsida, Caryophyllales, Amaranthaceae. The coding region runs from base 224 to 2776 and encodes 850 amino acids. The transcript is spliced from 6 exons.
ACCACGGCAGAUAAUUAAAAUCAAAAAAUAAAUAAAAUUGCUUCACCUUCUUCGAUCCCGCAAUAACAAAUUAUCUCCUUCAAAAGAAGAGUCAAGCUUUUCUCCUUCAAAGGCAGAGUCAGGCAUAUAUAUCUCUUAUUCUCCUUCAAGUUGAAGAAGCAACAAUCCACCAUUGCGCAUCAAGCCAUCACCACCUUCAAAUGCAAAUUAUAAUUACCAGAAAAUGGAAAACUCAAAUUAUCCAUUAGUUGGGUCAUUUACACGGAUGCUCAACGAUGACCAAUUUUUUAUAAAUCAAAUGAAUAUUGAUUAUGGAACUCAUACCAGUCUUUUGGAUACUUGUACAUCUCCUAUUACCAACCACCUGCAACAAGAACCAAUAGGAUUAGAUGAGCUUCAAUUUGUGUCUUUGAAUCGUAAUAAUGUUGAUAGUGAUGGAGUAGACAGAGAAGGAGAAGAUGCCAAUGAAGAACUACAUAUGGUUGGUGAUGAUAUCAUUGUAGAGGAGGAAGUAGAUGAAGAAGAAAAUGUUGUGGCAUUAGGUGCUACGGUUCAAGAGUUUUCCCGUUUAAGUGAUGUUAAUGAUGAUGAAGUAAACAAAUGGAUUACUUGGAUUUCUAUGGUGUCUUACAAACUAGGUGCUGAAUUUUGUGUCGGACAAGAAUUUUCCAACAAAGGUGCAUUGAAUGAGGCUGUUACUAGCUACUCUAUAAAAAAAAAUCAACGUUUUAUUGUACUUGAGUCUAGACCUCACACAGUCACGUUCAAGUGUGGCCGGAAACCAAUUGGGUGUUCUUGGAAGCUCAGAGGUUCACAGAAGAGUUAUUCUUCUGAUGUGUUUACAAUUGUAUCCUACCAAGGUCCUCAUGAUUCCACAUGCGUCAGCGACAUUCUUCAACUAGAUCAUCGAAACAUGGACUCUAAAUUCAUUAGUUACCAUAUAAGGAAUCUUGUGGAGGCAGAUAUUUCCAUUAAAGUUCGUGUCCUAAUUGAGGUUAUCAAGCAACAAUAUCAUUUCACAAUCUCAUAUAAGAAGGCUUGGCUCGCAAAACAAAAGGCAAUAGCUUAUACAUUUGGUGAUUGGGAGGAGUCCUUUCAAAUACUCCCGCACUUUAUGCAAGAAAUGAAGAAAGCUAAUCCAGGGACUGUUGUGCACUUUGCUAACCAUCGAACUGCAGAUCCCAAUUUUGAGAUUUUUCAAAGAGUAUUCUGGGCAUUUGGACCCUCAAUACAGGGCUUCCAACAUUGUCGACCCAUUAUCACUAUCGAUGGGACUCACUUGUAUGGAAAAUAUAAGGGGACAAUUCUAAUAGCUAUGAGUGUUGAUGCUAACAACCAAAUAUUUCCCCUUGCUUUUGCCAUCGUCGAAGGAGAAAAUGGUGAUAGUUGGCCAUGGUUUAUGGCAUGUAUUAGGAGAUUUGUGACACAACGAACUGGAUUGUGUGUACUUUCAGACCGACAUUUGGGUAUCAUGAAAGCUAUGACUCAAGAUAAUAGUGGUUGGACCGAGCCAUAUGCGUACCAUAGAUUUUGCAUUCGUCACUUGACUUCAAAUGUCAAUACGGAAUUCAAAAACAGAGAGUUGAAAAACAAAGUUGGUUGGACAGCUUUCCAACAACAAAAGAAGAAAUUUGAUUAUGGUUUGAAUAUGAUAGCGAAAAUGAAUGAGAAGGCUCGUGAAUAUAUAGGAAAGAUUAAUGCUUCAAAGUGGUCACUUUGUCACGAUGGAGGCUAUAGAUAUGGCCUCAAAACAACCAACUUAGCAGAGGUGUUCAACAAUGUACUUAAGGGAGCUCGUUUCUUGCCAAUCACGGCACUUGUGAAGCUUACUUUCUAUCGAGUUAACUCAUAUUUUGUGGAGCGACGUCGAUUGUCAAAGAAAAGGUUGUUAGAUGGUCAUGCAUAUACUAUAAAAGUAACUAAGGACUUGGAUACUAAUACAGAAAAAGCUAUGCACCACAAGGUUGAUAUUUUUCAUCAUGAACAUGGAAUUUAUCAGGCUGACUGUUUGUACUGCAUGCUUGCUGUGUGCUCUGUUGUUUCUGCAAGCUCAUAUUGGUCUGUUGUGAUCAGAUUACAUUACUACUACAAGAGCCCUAAAUGUGGAAAAGAUGAUGGUGAGCGCAUAAAAAAUCCACCACCAGAUUUGCCCCAAGAGCAAUGGGAAUGGCUUGUAGAGCAUUAUGGAUCAGAUGAAUUUAAGAUUGUAAGUCAAAGGAACUCCAAAAAUCGAUUAUCUGAGAACAGAUGUGUUCACACCACUGGAAAUUUAGCCUUUGUUGAAGUUGAGGAUAUAAUGACAAAAGAGAAUGAUGGUGUGAAGCCGUCUGCGGAUGUGAUAUGGCUUAUUGAGCAUACUCAUACGAACAAAGAGGAUAAACUUGAAUGGGCUGAUGGAACACGUUCAAAAAUAAUCCAUGAAAAGUUGAAAAAUAUUGUUGCUACGGCUGGUGAUUCAAUGACCCAAGAGGAGAUAUUGAUUCAUGUUUUGGAUCAUAGGUCUGGGUAUGUUCGCGAGAAAGGGACUGCUUUACGCAGUUAUUCUAAAGGAAAAUACCAAAUGGAACAACGCAGACUUGCUGAACAACAAGAGAAAAUACAUGAACAAGAACAAAGGAUAAAGGAACUAGAAGAAAUUCAACAAAAACAACAAGAAGAACAAAAAAGGCAGCAACAAGAACUGGAAGAAUACAAAGCACAACAACAACAACAACAAGCAAUGGAAGAUUUUAAAAGAGAUUUGUUGCAACAACUUGGAAUUACUAGAGGUUCAUAG